ACUAACUUGCCGUCAACGCCGAGAAAAGUUAUUAAUCAGCUGUAAACGUUAAAUCCCUUGCCACUCCUAAAGCAAAAAGCUUUGGCACUGAGGAGCGCGUCAAAAAUUUCGGAAAUAAACCGAAAUCGAAAAAUCCACGGAUAAGAAUGGGGUCCAUGCUUUCGCUGAAUAAUAAUCUAUUCAGUCAAAACUUGAUCAAUAGGCCUUCUCGCGGAGUUCCGCAAAUAUUCUCAGGAACUACUGAAGAUCCUCACAAAUCGAUAGACCCAAAAAUGGCGACUGUGAGAGUAUUCAAUUCAAAGAUGCGAUCUACUAGGUUAGAAGAGAUCGCAAAAACCUCAGAAGCAUCUACCCACCAUUCGACCAGAGCUUUAUUUAUGACCACCUGGAUAGCCCAGCAUCCACAUCGUGCCGCCGAAGUAAAAAAUCAUAAUCGAUAACAUCCAUUUACCAGAAAGGCCUGCAGCCAUUAAACGACCAGCAAGUUAGUUGCUUUUUUUACCGAACACGGUAUUUCCCAGGUUUGGUAUAAGAAAUACGGCCCAUUUUGAAAAGAAUCUAAUUCUAGUGGAGGUGGAACGUUUAUUAAACGCAUACCUCUAGCUUGACUUUUUCAGAGGGGUUUUAGGAAAAACCUCAUUCAUCCCAAAAAUAACUUCAAAUCUCGAAUUGUUUUCUGGAGGCUGCUGGCUCGAGUUACGUGCUCAGAAUUGCUUAGCUUAUUAUAUUUAUCUGCUGCAUGUGCUUAAUUACUUUAUAAAAUGAACUAAUUGUUAUUUUCAAGCUAGUUUUCCAUCGGUAUAACCGUACGCAUAAGGUCGGUCCGAAAAAUAAAAGCUUGUUUUUAAAAAGUCGGUUUUGUGGUGCCACGACGUAAUUCUCGCAAGCAUUUUCCUUAACCCAUUUAUGGCCGGUGAUGCGUAUAGGCAACACCGCACUUAUUAUUUUUUCAUGAAAAAUGGACGGUUUUUUAGCGUGAACUAUGGGCUAAUACCAUUGAACCAAUGUUGAACAAGGUUGAUAAAAUCAUAUUUAAUGGAAAUUUUUCAUUUGCCUUUUUUUUGGGAAAUGUUGAAAAAGCUCGAAUGGCUACAAAAUUUUAUAAAAUCAAAAACUCAUUUUCAAGUUUUUAUAUUCAAGGUUUUAUUAUUUUUAUUUCACCAACUACAUUCCCAGUAACACUAUCAAAUUGAAAACUGAGGUCUAAUUGGACCUGUUUUUUCCUGAGUAGGCCCUGAAUUAGGCUGUUGCGUUUACGCAUCGCCGGCCGAAUAAGUGAAAUCCCGUGUCGCAAGCCUGUCAGGACAAGUUUUCCGUUUUCUCGAGCAGAUAACUUAAUUGACAAGAUGCAGUUUUUAGUCUGAGUUUGCAUCUAAUCGAGUGCGUGUUACCCAAAGUCUUUAUAUUUUUUUGUUGUUUAUUGUGAAAAAUGAGAAAAUUUCUCACGCAAAAGGAGUUAGAGUUGGCCUUGGAGGAGGAGCUAGACGAGCUAGACGAGCUUCACGAUGAAAAUGGUAAGCACUCUUGACUCUUUUUUUUUGUUAUACAUUAUUCAACAUUAUUUUAUGAUAUCCAGAGCAAAUUGACGCUGUCUACAUUCCACCGGAGGUAGAUCAACUCACUGACGAAGAGGAUCUUUCAGAGGACCC
Messenger RNA from Ceutorhynchus assimilis (cabbage seed weevil), 1649 nucleotides. The record is from the annotation of a GenBank genome assembly. Lineage: Eukaryota; Metazoa; Arthropoda; Insecta; Coleoptera; Curculionidae.